Anneissia japonica is the source of this 3756-nucleotide messenger RNA. RefSeq lists its product as uncharacterized. The record is from RefSeq and is a predicted model, not a curated record. The transcript is spliced from 4 exons. Gene Ontology annotation, molecular function: protein binding. The coding region runs from base 389 to 1342 and encodes 317 amino acids. NCBI's taxonomy places the organism in Eukaryota, Metazoa, Echinodermata, Crinoidea, Comatulida, Comatulidae.
AUACUCAAGCAUGUACUAUUCUUUUGAUGCGUAAAGGAAUUUAUAGUCUGCAGUAAACAUUGUACAGUAUUUAAUUUCCCUGUCACAUAGUAGACUACAUUUUAAUACUCAUCAUUUCAGGAUUUUAUUGUCUGAAUCAGUCAAAAUGGGACUCAUUUUAAUGGAAGCUAAACUGUUUUUUUAAUUGGAAAAAAGUGGAAGUUUUUUAAAGAUUAUACUAUAUUAUAAUGAGAUAAUUUACAGGCAUUUCGUGCAAGAAACUUGUUGACAGUCUCAAGGAGUGUGUUUAUCUUCGUGUGUUCUAAAUCUUCUGUUGUCAUUUACUGUAUUUGGAUCUUGUGGAAAAGCAGAUCUUUUGAGGCUAAAGUUUGGAAUAUUUGCGUAGGUGAUGUUUGACAAGAUGCGCAGGUUAUUGCACCACAAAAAUGAUAUUGGACCCCCUAUACCGCCAAGGCCAGACAUUCCAGGAGCACCAAAUCCUCCAUCACCAGAAAGGCAAGACUUUGCAAGCCGCAUACAUAGGGAAAGAGGUGAAGCAUUUAGAGAGUUUCGGAACAGGAGGCAGAUGAACUGUUUAGAAGACUUAAGAACUAUGAACUUUUAUUAUGAUAAAGUGAAAGAAGAUGAAUUGCAGGAUAUUAUGAAUCCACACAUUUAUGCUACUGGGCGUUAUAUUUUACGAAAGAGCAAUUCAAACCCUGAUGCCUUUACUAUUUCUGUUGUACACACUAAAUCACACAUCUACCACUUCAAGGUAUUACCACAGAGUAACAUGUAUGAAGUUACGAAGGAUUUAAGAUUCAGAACAAUACACGAAAUCCUUGAAUACUUCAAAAAUAAUAACAUUCCUGGAAGUAAAAUACAGAACUUAAAGCUUACGUAUCCAAUUAGUAAGCGAACCAAACCUAGGUCUGUUGGUGAUAGACCACUGAAUAUGACUCCACCAGUUAUACCAAGGAGGGCGAGUGAUCCUGACCUCAUCCGAAUUCGUGAUCGCCUGCCUACGCCCCCUCCUACUGAUCAAGAGGAGCACAAAUACACUGUAGUCGACAGCACUGAAGAAGAUAAACUUGAGAUGAUUCUACAAUUGUGUAAAGAACAGGAUUUGUUCCAGCAACAAAUGCGUAAAAGAUGUCUAUGUGGACUCUAUUAUGAUGAAUCAAUACUGAUUCAUGACUGGAUGAUGCAUCGUAUGAUCAAUGGCAAUGGCAAAAUCUUUUUUGUUAAUGAGAGAACAAAAGACACAUUUUGGAAACUUCCAGAUGAAAUCCAAACUGACCUUAAGAACUAUUAUCCCAAUCGUUAUAAGAAUUUUCUGCGCCUUCAAGAUGAAAACCAAUAAAAAAAUGUUUCCAAGUUAUUUAAGCAGAAACAUUAUACUUUCCAGAGAUACUACUACCAAUAAUAAAGCUUUCACACACAUAUUCAUGAACCAUGUAAUAUUUAUAUUAUAAUAGGAUCACUCCCUUGCCAAUCCUAGCCUAGAAUACUCACAGCUACGGUGGUGAUAAAUAUUAUACUCAGAGCCUUAAACUCGGCUACAUUACAUCAGCCUAUUACAUGGUUGGAAUAAUUAGGUUUAAAAUACUGUAUUGAAAUUUAAAGAUGUAAAGUGUACCAUGCAAAAUACAAACAAAAUCAUAAAAAUCAUUUUUUGAAAUGAAAUUGUUCAUUUUGAAAUCCAUUUGAAGUCUUUAAUUUGGUUGACAAUGAAUUUAAAGCCAGGCUGUGGAGGAAAAAAAUUGUUUGAUAUGUUGGACAACUGAUUUUUCUAUUUUUUCCAUUUCAUUUAUUACUCUAUAAAAACAGCUAAAAAAUACAAUUAAAAAAAGAUAGUCCAAAAAGUGGAUUUUACAAAAGACAGAGACAAUAUUACACAAAAUACAAAAUAUAUCAUAAUCACCCCUUAAAAUAAUCUUUCAAAGCUUUAUAUAAAUAUUUGAAAUUUUAAAUAAUUAUUUCUCUAACAUCAGUUGGCAAAUUAUCCCAAUGAUCAUACAGAUUUUUGGAUAUUUAAAAACUGGGGGGGGGGGCAGGCGGAGAAUGGGGAAAAAGGGUGCUUAUGGCCCAAUUUUCUUGUAAAACACCCUUUUUAUGUUCUAAAAAAAAUCAGUUGUUCACCAUGUCAGCAAUUUUUUUUCCCUCCAGAAUAUGGCUUUAAAAAUGUUUGUAGUAAAAAGUUUAUAUAAUAGUGAAAACUGAACUGUUUUAAUCUGUCACUUACUUGAAGUAAACAAAAAUAUUAAAAUGAGCAACUCAUUGUUUAUUGUUGGCAGUUUAGGUUUUGUUACAGAUAGUACUGUAAGCCUGGUAUUCAAAAAUAUCGCUUCCAUUGUGUUGCUCGUGUCGAUGCAAGCGGCUAGGUUCCUCAAUCAGACUGACCAAUCAUCUUUGCCAAAAGUUGCAGUGUGAUUUCAUUCAAAGAAACUAGGCUUAAAGAAGACAAAUGCUAAAAAUCAUUCAACUAUGUUGUAUUCUUUAAAAGUAGGUUACAAAUUUGGAUAAUAAAGUAUGUUGUAAGAGUGUGUGUUAAUGUAAUACUACAUUAUAUAGUAUUUAUAUAUAUAUAGAUUUAUUUUAUUAUAUUGUACAAUUAUUAAAUGGUAAAUAUUUUGUAAAGUGUAAAUUUCAUUUUAGAAUUUUAAACUUAGUAGUACCUAAGAGUUUUUAUGCAAAUCUUUUAAUUUUAUAUUACACAGGAUUCAUUGUCAGAAUUUCAAAUUUCAGAAAUGUUUGUUUCAAAAAGAUUUUUUCGCAUUAGUCCAUAUUGCUUUCAGAUAGUUAUAUCAUUUAUAUAUAUAUAUAUAUAUAUAUUUUUUUUUUUUCUAGUGUAUGCAGUUUGAUAAGAUACCUGAAAUCAUUUUAACCUAAUUUGACUCAGCCCUAUGGGGAUGCAUGUGGGUGUGAGUAUAAUAUAAUAUAUGACACAUUCAUAUCAAGGGCUUUGUUGUGAUGUAUUUGGAGUGUUUGAAUUCCAUAAUUCCAAUGGUAAAUUAUAAUGAAACUGCCUGUAAAGUCUAUGAAAUAUAUACACUUGUAAAGCCUGUCAUUUCUAAUGAGAAAUCUAGACUUAGGUAAAAAACCAAGUAAUUGAUUUUCAGGUAGAAUCCCAGAUUUGAAAUCUGUUUUAAUAUAUUGAGGAAUUUUGAAUAUCCAAAAUGAGCAUAGGUAUGUGUAGUGCCCCCUUUGUAUUAACGACUUGAACCAGUUAUUUCUUUUAACCGUUCCACUUAUUGAGGCGUGCCAUCCCAAAACCAGCAUAUUGUCACUAGGUAAACCAUGGCGGAAUAAGCAUAAGAAUAUGGAAGUAUUGUAUACUUUAGUACUAUAAGGAGAAGCACAAUACUUUUUUUUCAACUUAAUAUUAAAAUGAUUUCAAUAUGCAAUGACCAAUCAUUUGAAAGCUUACAAUGUGGAGAAUAAGAAUGUACUGUAUACAAAGUCAAUUUUCAUUUUUUUGAUCGCUGGUUCUGCUUUUUGAGAUAGCAAGUCUCAUAUAACAGUCCAUAAAUCGUAAGUAACAAGAACUCACUACAUAUAAAAUGAUAGUACAGUAGAAAUAGUUUUGUAUGAUUUUUAUUUUCAUUUAGAUAUUAUCAUAAAAAUGAUCAACUAUAUUAUAUAAUGAAAUAAUUGAGUAUAUUUUUAAAAUAUUGAAUUUAUAAUGACCCAUUUGGACAAGUCUAAAUAAGUACCUCAGAUAUAUAGUACUCUAUAUACCGUUUCUACAAAAAUAAACUACUAAAUUUCAGUAAA